AUGGACCCAACCUACAAAUCCCGCAAAGAGGCUUUCGUCUCGAAUCUCGUAGGGGGAAGUAUCCUGGAGAUCAACGCGGUGACCCUAGUUGCCCCUGCUUCUGUUCUCCUGUGGUCCACGCUCCAAGCCCGUCUCUCCUUCUUCACGCCGUACGGUCCCGCGGCUUUGGUCACUGAUUUCUUGCUCAAUGUCUUGGCUAUUCUCUUUGCGACGACACUUUACUCCUCUGCGCCAUGGCUCUUGAAUAUUCUUUUGGUCUCUCCUGCUGUCUUGGUGCUGUUAAACUCACGGUCUCGUCGCGUCCAGCAAAAGGCAAAGCCCCUACGCACGACUGCCUCGCGAUAUGCAUCAGACAACCCAGAAUCCUUGCCCAUCCACCCAUUUCUCACUACCUACCGUGCAGCCAUGAUGAUCAUUACCUGCAUCGCCAUUUUAGCGGUGGACUUCCGUGUAUUCCCUAGACGUUUCGCCAAGGCCGAGAACUGGGGCACGUCAUUAAUGGAUCUGGGUGUUGGGUCCUUUGUAUUCUCCGGGGGGGUGGUAUCCGCCCGCUCCGUUCUGAAAGGCUGCAGGGGAAAUGUGGCGUCAAAGAGGUCCCUGCUGCAGAGGCUAACUGCGUCCGUACGACACUCGAUUCCACUUCUGAUCUUGGGCCUCAUCCGGCUUUACAGCGUCAAGGGCCUCGAUUACGCAGAACAUGUCACAGAGUAUGGGGUCCAUUGGAACUUUUUCUUCACCUUGGGAUUCUUACCGCCAUUUGUUGAGAUGUUUGAAGGUCUCGCCAUUUUGAUUCCUUCGUAUGAGGUCCUUUCCCUCGCUGUGGCCGUGCUGUACCAGGUAGCACUCGAGUCAACUGAUUUGAAGAGCUACAUUCUUGUAUCUCCUCGAGGGCCUGGCUUACUCUCUAAGAAUAGGGAAGGAAUUUUCUCCUUCCUAGGAUACCUAGCUAUUUUCCUGGCGGGACGUGCUACCGGAAUUCGCAUUAUUCCUAGGGAAGCUAGGAGGCGCGUGCUUACGAGCCUAGGAGUUCUUGCGCUUUCCUGCACGGCUCUCUUCGUGCUGGUCUCUACCUAUGCGAUGGGCUGUGGAUCGAAUAUCCCGGUUUCCCGUCGUCUCGCAAACAUGCCAUACGUACUCUGGGUUGCCGCCUUUAACAAUGCCCAGCUCUUUCUCUUCCUUCUUAUCGAGACCAUCCUCUUUCCAUCUGUCCCUGGGGCCGUAGGAAAAGAGGACGAAACGAACCGGACUAAUUUUGCAACAAGCUAUGUUCUAAGGGCGUUUAAUCGUGGCGGGCUUGCGGUAUUUUUGGUGGCCAACCUCCUCACAGGCGCAGUUAAUCUCACAGUUCCAACUCUUGAUGUUAGUGAUACACAAGCCAUGGUAAUUCUGGUUGGAUACGCAGCCGUAAUUACUGGCGUUGCGCUGGCGCUGGACAAAGCCAAUAUCAAGCUAUCCUUGUGA
Molecule: messenger RNA, 1461 nt
Organism: Aspergillus ochraceoroseus IBT 24754
Lineage: Eukaryota; Fungi; Ascomycota; Eurotiomycetes; Eurotiales; Aspergillaceae
Gene: gwt1
Product: putative GPI anchor biosynthesis protein Gwt1
Exons: 2
Coding region: 1-1461 (486 amino acids)
Biological process (GO): GPI anchor biosynthetic process; protein localization to plasma membrane
Cellular component (GO): endoplasmic reticulum; membrane
Molecular function (GO): glucosaminyl-phosphatidylinositol O-acyltransferase activity
Source: RefSeq, a predicted model, not a curated record